CACAAACCACAAGAGAUUACACAGUAUCUCUAAGCUUCACAAAAUGAGUCUCUCCAAAAGCCUAUCCAUUUUCUUCUCCCUUUUCAUCACUCUCUGCUUUGGUCUAGCCCAUGCAGCUAGAUUUGACAUAACAAACAACUGUCCUUUCACAGUUUGGGCCGGGGCUAAGCCCGGUGGUGGUAGGCAGCUUAAUCGAGGUCAAACAUGGAACCUUGAUGUUAAUGCUGGCACUACACAAGCUCGCAUUUGGCCUCGAACAGGGUGCAGUUUCGACGGUUCCGGACGUGGCAGAUGCCAGACCGGUGACUGCGGCGGGCUUCUCCAAUGCCAAGGCUAUGGUGCAGCCCCAAACACCCUUGCUGAAUUUGCACUAAACCAACCCAACAAUUUGGACUACUUUGAUAUCUCCCUUGUUGACGGGUUUAAUGUUGCUAUGGAAUUUGGCCCCACAUCUAAUGGGUGCACCACCCGUAGUAGAAGAUGUACUGCUGAUAUCAAUGGGCAGUGCCCCAGUGCGUUGAGGGCUGAUGGCGGCUGUAACAAUCCAUGUACCGUCUUCAAAACCAACGAAUAUUGCUGCAAUUCUGGAAGCUGUCAACCUACAGAUUAUUCCAGAUUUUUUAAAGCUCGAUGCCCUGAUGCUUAUAGUUACCCACAAGAUGACCCAACAAGCUUAGUCACGUGCCCUGGAGGGACUAACUACAAGGUUGUCUUCUGCCCUUGAGGUAGUACUUCAAGUGGAAGGAAACUAGCUACUAGCUAGUAAUAUAUAAAUUAUAUAAUAAUGUGUGAUGUAAUAAAAGCUUAAAGGCUUUGUGUGCACACGUACGUACACGUGUGCAGAAGCCAUAUUACGUAUUCACGUAAUUGGUUGCAAUAAAAUCACGCUCAUAUGUCUAUUUGUAAUUCGGUUUUAUUAUUGGUGAACCAUGUUUGCAACUCUCUCAA
Molecule: messenger RNA, 948 nt
Organism: Alnus glutinosa
Lineage: Eukaryota; Viridiplantae; Streptophyta; Magnoliopsida; Fagales; Betulaceae
Product: protein P21-like
Exons: 1
Coding region: 44-724 (226 amino acids)
Biological process (GO): defense response
Cellular component (GO): extracellular region
Source: RefSeq, a predicted model, not a curated record